AUGGAAGACGGCGCAAAAGAUGACUACAUCAAGGACAUCUACCGACACGCGUCGCCCAACGCCGACACAGACUCCUUCCUCGGCAGCCCCACCGUCGCCAUCGACAGCACGCUGUCCACGUCCAACUCUCUCAGCAACUUGAAUCUCGACACCAACGACAGCAGCAGCUCGCCACCAGCUCACAAUGACGACGUGCCAGACAUUGCCGAGGUGCUCCAGGAAAUGCUCGCAACCACAGAACUGCCGUCGUCCACAACGGAUCUGGACUACGAGCCUGAGCUGGACCUUGUGGGAGGCCACCGGCGCAAUCUGGGCCAGCUGAACGACUACGGCAGCCCCAGGGCGGACUCGUUUGUGUCCCUGGACCCGCCCAGCAUCGGAACCGAGGUCGAGCAGUUUCUCUCCAAGAAAAAACAGUUUUUCAUCCUCUCCUCGGCCGGAAAACCCAUCUACACCCUGCACGGCUCGGACGACGUGAUUCUCGGCUACCUGGGCGUGCUACAGACGGUGGUGAGCGCCUACCAGGCCGACGAGUCCGGCGACAACCUCAUGUCCUUUCGAGCAGGCAAGACCCUCGUAGUUGUUGCGGUCGAGGGACCUCUGAUCCUGGCGGCCGUGUCCAAAAUUGGAGAGAGUGAGAGCCAACUCAGAGCCCAGUUGGACGUGCUGUACACCCAGAUUCUAAGCACGCUGACCAAGAACCAGAUUCAUCGAAUCUAUGCCAACCAGAGCAACUUCGAUCUAAGAAACCUCCUGCAGGGCACCGACGUCUAUCUGGAUGCUCUGACCCGGGAAAUCGUCAACGGAAGCCCCUCAAUUCUCCUGGGGGCUCUUGAGCCGCUGAUCCUGCGAAAGUCCAUCAGAGAAGAGAUUGAUGGUGUUCUUCUCAGCUGCAGAACGCCCUCGCUGCUCUACGGACUGAUUGUCUCUGACUCCAAGCUCGCCAACGUUAUCCGUCCCAAGAAACACUCGCUACAUCCGCCGGACCUUAUCUUGCUGUUUAGCAUGCUUUUCAACACCACCUCCUUCCGCGAUGGAGAGCACUGGGUGCCCAUUUGUCUGCCCAAGUUCAACUCCACCGGCUUCCUCUAUGCCUACAUCCACUUCUUCAGCAAGUCGUCUGCCCUGAUUCAAAUCUCCGCCGAUAAGAAUGCAUUUUUCGAGCUGCGUGAAGCCAAGCAGCAGAUCCUGUCGCAGAUGGAAGAUAAGGGUCUUAUCAAGGCUCUGGAACGUGCAGAGGAGAGGGGUAGGUUCAAGCCGGUGGAUGUGGCGGUCCCCAUGGUGAGGCACUUUCUGUACAAGAGCCGAGCACACGUGCAGUAUGUUAUGCCGUCCUACGAGACGCACUACUACGAACCGCACAUGCAGCGCGGGCUGCUAACGUUCUACCACCAGCUCCAUGCUCAGGUGAACAGUGACUCGUCCCGUGGCUCCAACAAUGGGUGGAGGUUUAUGCACUUGGUGCGUAAUUCCUGCAUUGGGUUUGCGUGGAUAACCCCCUCUUUUGAGCUCUAUUGUGUAUCGGGACCUAACGUGUCGCGUGCCACGCUAGCCGCCUCCAUCCACUCGAUUGCCAAAUGGGUCAGCCAGCACCGCGAGCGGCUAUUUGUUAUUGGAGGGGCGGUUUUCUAG
Messenger RNA from Yarrowia lipolytica CLIB122, 1632 nucleotides. RefSeq lists its product as uncharacterized. Gene Ontology annotation, biological process: protein targeting to vacuole; vesicle-mediated transport. The record is from RefSeq and is a predicted model, not a curated record. Gene Ontology annotation, cellular component: Mon1-Ccz1 complex; fungal-type vacuole membrane. Lineage: Eukaryota; Fungi; Ascomycota; Dipodascomycetes; Dipodascales.